Molecule: messenger RNA, 4059 nt
Organism: Penicillium hordei
Lineage: Eukaryota; Fungi; Ascomycota; Eurotiomycetes; Eurotiales; Aspergillaceae
Exons: 9
Coding region: 1-4035 (1344 amino acids)
Biological process (GO): biosynthetic process
Cellular component (GO): eukaryotic translation initiation factor 2B complex
Molecular function (GO): translation initiation factor activity; translation initiation factor binding; zinc ion binding
Source: RefSeq, a predicted model, not a curated record
AUGGCCCCCAAGCAAAAAGCUGGGCAAAAGCCGAAGCCCAACGCGGCGGAGGACGUGGAAGAGACAUUUCAAGCUGUGGUGCUCGCAGAUACCUUCGAGACAAGAUUCGAGCCGUUCACCCGCGACAAGCCUCGUUGCCUUCUGCCGCUCGCAAAUACGCCCUUGAUCGAAUACACCCUCGAAUUUCUGGCCAAUGCAGGCGUAGAGGAGGUCUUCCUCUACGCAGGAGCGCACUCAGAUCAGCUGGAGAAAUACAUCAAUGCAUCAAAAUGGAGGGCACUGUCUUCACCAUUCAAGCAAUUUACCUUCCUUAAGUCGACUUCCACCUCCGUCGGUGACGUUAUGCGCGAUCUGGACGGCAAGCACCUUAUCACAGGAGACUUCAUUGUCGUGAGCGGCGACGUGAUCAGCAACCUGCCCAUCGAGGGCGCAUUGGCGGAGCACAGGGCCCGCCGAGCACUUGACAAAAAUGCGAUCAUGACCAUGGUUCUAAGAGAGGCUGGCCUGCAGCACAGGACCAAGUCCACCUCAGUUUCCCCGAUUUUCGUCAUUGAUCCUACCAAGGACCGCUGCCUCCAUUAUGAGGAAAUUGAUCGCCAUCCAGACGACGAGCAGUUAUCUCGUCUGAAUAUUGACGCCGAAAUUAUUCUUAAAAACCCCGAACUGGAUAUCCGCCAAGACUUGAUCGACUGCAGCAUCGAUAUCUGCACCCCGGACGUACUGAGCUUAUGGUCAGAUAGUUUCGAUUACCAAUCGCCUCGGAAACACUAUCUGUUCGGUGUUUUGAAGGACUAUGAGUUGAAUGGCAAGACUCUACAUACAUACAUCAUCAAGGACCACUACGCUGCGCGCGUGCGUAACCUGAAGGCCUACGACGCGAUAAGCAAGGAUAUUCUCUCGCGCUGGACAUACCCCUUGUGCCCGGAUACGAACUUGCUCCCUGGUCACACGUACACACUUCGCAAGGGAAGCAUGUACCAAGAAACUGGGGUGACCCUGGCACGCUCUUGCGUCAUUGGGCGCCGCACAGUUAUCGGAAAAGGCACUAGCAUUGGAGACCGGGCAGAAGUCCACAACUCCGUGCUUGGUCGAAACUGUAAAAUUGGCCGCAAUGUCAAACUGGAUGGUGCCUAUAUUUGGGACGAUGUCGUGAUCGGCGAUAACACAGAUGUCCGUGGGGCGAUUAUCGCCGAUGGCGUGGUUAUUGGCAAAAAUUGUGCCGUUGCCGCGGGAGCGCUCCUCUCCUAUGGUGUGAAAAUCGCUGACAACAUCGGGGUGGAGAGCGGGAAGCGUAUCACGAAAACUCGGAACGACGGUGGCGUGGGCAAGAACGAUCCCGCAGUCGUUGGCGAAGAAGGCGAAGGCUAUGAGUUCAUUCACGGCGAGGAAGAUGAAGAUGAAGAUGACGACAUGAGUGUAGCCUCAUCGGGACUUGUGUACCGCAUGCCCAAUCUCUCACUCUCUUCCGCCUCCAUUUCAACACUCUCAUCUGAAGUCUCUAAUACCUCUUGGGCACGAUCUGAGCGGAGCAGUUUCUCCGCAGACGAGGAUGCAGACAACUUCCACCACGACGCAUCAGUCAGCUUGUUCGACAGUCUACGUGAAGGCGUGGCAGCAGACGUCGUGCAGCUCGAGCUGGUCACGCUGCGCAUGAGCGCAAACGCCUCGGACAACCAGGUCCGUCGCGCUAUCGUGACAUCGUUCAUGAAGCACAUCCAGCAGCUCAUGGAGGGCGGCAAGGGUGCCGGUCCAGCAGUCAAUGAGGUUUUCACAGCAUACAAGGAGGUGGUUGAGCGCACUCUAUUCGACCGCAACAAGGAACAGAAGAAGGACCAGGUGGAUCUACUGCUCUCACUCCAGCAGGAUCUCAUCCAUCGCAACAAGGGUGAUACUGUCCUUCUCUUUACUGCCAAGUCUCUAUAUGAACUUGACCUUAUCGAGGAGGAGGCUUACGACCAGUGGUGGAACGAUGAGCGUUCUAGUAACUCCGAGGAAAUGCGGACUGUCCGCAGCCAGACCCAGCAAUUUGUUGAUUGGCUCGCCGAGGCAGAGGAGGAGAGUAGCGAAGAAGAAUCCGAGGAGGAGAAGUAUCUCGAAGUCGAAAAUCCUAACUCCUUCGAACACCGGUUUGAGCUGCCUUCGGGGCCAACUGCCCGGAGGUCUUACGCUUCCCCACUCCCCUCUAUCCGUGCCCGUCACAGGUUUUACCCAGUGACGUCUGGCCCGAUCUCCCACAUCCCCCUUGCCGGCAUCUUUGCCGUUACGUUCACCACGCCUCCAAUAACGCGAAAGAGAAAGGCGGCUGAGGCGAUUGCGGACGAGGCACUGCCAAAAGCCGCCCACGGCUCCCGGAAAUCCACUUCUGUGUCCGAUCCGCGCUCCCACCAAAGCGAGUCUACAACCGCAAUAGAACCCACAGAGAGGGAAAGUCCCGUCAGUUCCGGUUCAAAAAAAAGGCUCUCCGCGACGCCCACCACCGCCAGUAUGGACUCUGACGAUGAGUUCAUGAGCGACGUCUCUAGCCAGGAUGAUUUCUUGGGUACCCAGGGUUCUGAUGACGAGAGCUUGGGUGAAGUUGUGCCCUGGGAAGCAGAGUUCGAUGAUCUCGACGCCGGGUUUUCGGACGAUAAAGACCUCAUCAAACAUAAAAAGAAGCCAUACGAAGUCGAGUUCAAGGUUCUCGACCCUCCAGAUAUCGAUCAUGAACAGCUUGGCCAAGUCAACGAGGUUUGCGCCAUCCUUGGGCUACCGCCUGAGUCGGUGGCGAUCUUGUUGCGGUUCGGGCGGUGGAACAAAGAAAAGUUGAUCGAGUCAUAUAUGGAGCAUCCGGGGGAGACGCUGGAGGAGGCUGGUCUUGGGUCGAAUUUUGAGGGAACCGCGAAGACCGAGCGCGUCCCGGGCUUCAUGUGUGACAUAUGCUGCGAGGACGGGGAUGACCUCGAGACGUACGCCAUGCGCUGUGGUCACCGAUAUUGUGUUGACUGCUAUCGGCACUACUUGGGACAGAAAAUUAAGGAGGAAGGAGAGGCUGCUCGAAUUCAGUGUCCAGGCGAUGGCUGUAAUCGCGUCGUGGACUCCAAGUCGCUGGAUCUGCUCGUGACAAAGGAGCUUCAAGGAAGGUAUCGUGAACUAUUAACUCGAACCUACGUCGACGAUAAAGAAAACCUAAAAUGGUGUCCAGCACCAAACUGUCAAUACGCCAUUGACUGUGGGGUAAAGAAUCGUGAUCUCCGUCGGAUAGUUCCAACAGUGCGAUGUUUUUGCAAGCACGAGUUCUGCUUCGGCUGUUCCCUCAGCGACCACCAGCCCGCGCCAUGCACGCUGGUCAAAAUGUGGUUACAGAAAUGUGAAGAUGACUCCGAGACGGCUAACUGGAUCUCGGCAAACACCAAAGAGUGUACCAAGUGUAACUCGACGAUCGAGAAGAACGGCGGCUGUAACCAUAUGACUUGCCGCAAGUGCAAGUACGAGUUCUGCUGGAUGUGUAUGGGCCUCUGGUCCGAGCAUGGCACGAGCUGGUAUAAUUGCAACCGGUACGAAGAAAAGUCAGGCGCAGACGCGCGCACUGCUCAAGCUAAAUCGCGUUCCUCCCUGGAGCGCUACCUGCAUUACUAUAAUCGGUAUGCAAACCACGAGCAGUCUGCCAAACUCGACAAGGAUUUGUACCUGAAGACCGAGAAGAAGAUGACUAGCCUUCAGUCACAGUCUGGUCUAUCCUGGAUUGAGGUGCAGUUCCUAGACACCGCGUCGCAGGCCCUGCAGCAGUGCCGCCAGACCUUGAAGUGGACUUACGCAUUUGCAUUUUACCUUGCUCGCAACAAUCUGACUGAGAUUUUUGAGGAUAACCAGAAGGAUCUGGAGAUGGCUGUUGAGAGUCUCAGUGAGAUGUUCGAAAAGCCAGUUGCCGAACUGGCAGGACUCAAGGUUGAUAUUCUGGACAAGACUGCUUAUUGCAACAAGCGCCGGGUGAUUCUAUUGAGUGACACUGCUGAGAACCUGAAGAAUGGAGAGUGGUCGUUUAACAUUGAGUGGUAAAUCGCCCCUCACCCUAACCCCCGC